Molecule: messenger RNA, 1573 nt
Organism: Acanthopagrus latus (yellowfin seabream)
Lineage: Eukaryota; Metazoa; Chordata; Actinopteri; Spariformes; Sparidae
Gene: tmem187
Product: transmembrane protein 187
Exons: 1
Coding region: 408-1217 (269 amino acids)
Cellular component (GO): transport vesicle
Source: RefSeq, a predicted model, not a curated record
UUUCUAAAGGUGCAGUGCAUGGACACUAAAACAAGAGUCAGCAGUUGUCCUGUCAGAGGAAGGCCAUCUUGUAGAAUCUGCUUUUUGGCUCCUCAACCAAUAAAAAAUCUCAUACUAGUAAUGGCUUUAGGAGCGAUUUCAUUAUUAGAUGCUUCCAUGAAAUUACCUCGGGUAGCCUAAGUUACAUGGGGCCCUGCUUGGUAGAGUAGUGCUUCUAGCUGAUAACAAAGGUAUCUUCAUAGUGUGUAUGCUAAAGGCGACAAAGGGGGCAGGCAGCAAGGCAGCCAGUCUGAAUCCUCCGUUUUCUACCAUGUGAUCCUGAAACCGGAAACAACUCAACUGCUCCAAUCUGUGAGCCCAGUCUGUCAGGGAACUUGAAAAUCUCUCAGAGGCCAGAGCUGGACGGUAUGUCUCAUUAUCAAACAGUGAUGAACUUAGCCCUGGUCCACGUCUUAGUCCCCUUCGUGCUCUGUGUCGUCUUUGCGAACACCAGUCUGUUUGACGAAGUUGAGGUGGGCUUGUCUUACGAGCAUUAUGCCGAGAAACGAGUUGAUUAUCUGCCUGCUUUCCUGGCGAUGCCCUGUAACUGUGUGGUGAACCUGGGUUAUGUCUUCAUCGGACUGUACUGGCUGCUGUGGCCCAGAGGCGUCAGAGACACGGAGCCGGGCCGGUACAUGAGACAAGUGUUCGCCUUCAUGGCUGUCUUUUACGCGCCUGUGCAGUGGACGCGCUUGGCGGUGCUGCAGCGUGCUCCCGCCGUGCUCGACCAGUGGUUCACGCUACCGAUCUUCGCGUGGGUCCCGGUGUGGAUCGACUUCAUUGAGCGGGGCCCGGUGAAGUGGCGCGGGUCGCACGCGGCUGCGCUUGAACUGGUCUCUAUUUUUAGCUACGGCCUGGCGCUGCUGCACGCGCGCGGAUUCGAGGCGGCGCUGGCCUGUCACGUCGCCAUCGCGGUGUACAAGGGAGUGCGCGUGCAGCAGGAGCUCGGGGACGGGCUCACGCGGAGGUACCUACAGCUGGCGGUGCUGUCAUGUGCAGGGUUCGUGCUGUUGAAACUGCUGGACCACUGGCUCGCACGGUAUCGACUCUUCCAGCGGCUCACGGGACACUUCUGGUCCAAAGUGUGUGAUGUGCUUCAGUUCCACUUCAGCUUCUGUUUCCUGAGCAGGCUGACACAGAGGACACAUGAGAUGGCUGCAGCGCAGCACAGUGACUGAGAAACCAGCUGGAAUGAAGAGCCCUCAUGAUUCUGUACUUUGAGGAAAGUCUAAAUGUUUUAAUUCUACUGUGAUGACAAUAUUUUCAAAGAAUCCUCCAAAUAGAGUUGAUUGUUGCCUUGUCCAAAAGAAAGAAACAACAAAACCCCCACAUGUUAUAUGGACCUAUGAAGACAAUACAUAAAGCCAAACAAAGUUAAGGGCAUGUCACAUAGAGGAGUUACGUAUAAAAUGAAGAAUAGAAUUGGACAUCAAAAAGUGAAAUAUGCCGUAAUAUAUAUGGUAGUUGUUCUGAAUGUCCGAUAUCUGAGUCAUAAAAUUAAAAGAGUUUUUUAUGUUGGAGUGCUAUGGAUGAA